CACGCCUAGACGGCGAAUUGAGAGGUAGUAUUUAAUUUGAACCCUCCUAUGCAAUCCUGACUGUCAUGUUGCUGAGUUUGGUAUUGUAAAUUUCUCUUUUGGCAUGGCGGAGUGCCUGCAGCAUGGUUGAUUCAUAACGUCACUUUCAGGACCCUGGACGAGGGCAUUUCGUCAUUGCUGCGGGAAACAGUGGUAGCAUGUGCAAGCCCUAGCUCAACUCCCCAUUCCGACACUACAAAAGCCCUUCGAGCUAACAUAGGUUGAAGAGCUCCGUACUCUCUACACCUCUGCACAAUUCUGCAAUUUGUUGCCUGUCAUGGCUCAAUUGCACCAAAUUAUCCAGUAUUUGUACAAUCAUCCCAUCUUAUGGGUGUACCAAUUAAUCCAAUGGGUUUUGGACAAGCUUCUUGCACCUGCACCACCACCCCCGCAUGCAAAGCUUAGCAGGCCGAAGAUUGCCAUUAUUGGUGCUGGCUUGACCGGUGUCUCAUCAGCUUCACACUGCGUCGGUCAUGGCUUCGAUGUCACCAUAUUCGAAGCGGGCGACCGCAGCAAGCUGGGAGGAAUUUGGAGCCGCGUGAACAAUACUUCAGGUCUCCAGAUACACAGUCUCAUGUACCGUUUUCACCCUUCGAUUCGAUGGAACAGUGGAUAUCCGGACCGUAAGCAGAUUGUGUCCCAGAUAACGGAGCUGUGGAAGCGCUAUAAUCUUGAGGAACGAACAAAAUUCAACACACACGUCACCAAUGUGAAAAAGGAUCCGCUCGGUCGAUGGAUAAUUAACAACCCGUCGAAUGGCCGAUUUGAUGGUGUCAUUGCCGCUGUGGGCACGACAGGUGACCCUAAAAUGCCCCAUAUUCCUGGCCAAGAGAAGUUUAAAGGCGACAUCUAUCAUUCCUCCGAACUCGAUGGAAAGGAUGCAAAGGGAAAGAAAGUCAUCGUCCUCGGAGGCGGUGCGAGCGCCGUCGAAGCGCUCGAAUUUGUGACAGCUGAGAAAGCAGAGAAGACGAAGAUUCUCGCGAGGUCUGAGAAAUGGAUCAUUCCUCGUAACCCUUUAAUAGACAUGCUUCUUGCUCUCAACAUAUUUGGAGAAGAGACAUGGCUUUCUUGGAUCCCUGAGAACCUACUCCGCAUCUUCUUUUACCGCGACCUCUCAGACCUAUCACCGCCCAAAAAGGGUCUUUUUACGGAUACUCCAAUGGUAAACAGCGACGUCCUUGAACAAGUUCGCUCGGGCAAAGCUGAAUGGCUACGCGGAGACAUUCUUGGUUUUGAAGAAAACGGUAUCAGAUUCAAUCUUCGUGCACAGGGCGUUCCCAAGGGCGGUCCAGGAAAAGAAAUUUUUGUCGAUGGAGAUCUUUGUAUUAUGGCAACUGGGUAUCAACGCCCCAGCCUCAGCUUUUUGCCCGACGAGGUCUUCAAGGAGCCCUAUUCCCCACCGAACUGGUACCUACAAACGUUCCCGCCGGAGCACAUGUCUAUCUGUGCCAACAAUUGCACCUAUGUCAACGCCAUUGGAACUGUUGGGAACUACCACAUUGGCAUUUAUACACGGUUUCUACUCAUGUUUCUCACCGACCCGUUAACCCGACCACAGGAGCGUCUGAUGAAACUCUGGAUUGAUAUGACGCGUUGGCUGAAGUCCAAGGCGCCGGGUGGGGCUUUUGACUUCUUCACCUACAGUGAGCUAAUCUGGUGGUUUUGCUUUGUGAUUGUGAUCAAUCCUUUCCGCUGGAAGUGGGCGUUCUUUGUUCUCUUUGGUAUUGGAGGCUCUUUCGCCCACGAUGUGGUUAGAAAGGAGGAUGUUCUGCGAGAGAAGAUAGGAUACGAUACCAAUGGGUCAUACUCUGAUGAUUAGUUACUCAGUCAUUUCUUCUUCUUGAAGGAAAAGCAUCUGGCCUCUGCUCUGUCAAUUUGAUACUGAGUUUAAACCUGCUUUCACCACCAAAUAUUCAAACUCGAGCAACGUUCUAAUGUGAUUUCGUUCUUGCAUAUUACUUGCUAGAUGGUCGGAUAAUAUAUAGCAUUCUAAAAUGAACAUUACAUUCUAUAUAGUUUCUGAGUAUUAUUAGAAAUUACCAAUCCUCCUUACUGCGUCGUACAAUAACAUUGGCGGUCU
This is a messenger RNA of Xylona heveae TC161, 2119 nucleotides long. Its product is annotated as putative dimethylaniline monooxygenase. The coding region runs from base 317 to 1858 and encodes 513 amino acids. Gene Ontology annotation, molecular function: flavin adenine dinucleotide binding; NADP binding; N,N-dimethylaniline monooxygenase activity. The record is from RefSeq and is a predicted model, not a curated record. The transcript is spliced from 3 exons. NCBI's taxonomy places the organism in Eukaryota, Fungi, Ascomycota, Xylonomycetes, Xylonales, Xylonaceae.